Molecule: messenger RNA, 1239 nt
Organism: Aedes albopictus (Asian tiger mosquito)
Lineage: Eukaryota; Metazoa; Arthropoda; Insecta; Diptera; Culicidae
Exons: 4
Coding region: 451-939 (162 amino acids)
Source: RefSeq, a predicted model, not a curated record
GCUAGCCUUUCAGUUUAUUCCGAACCACCAGAAGCAGUUGCGGUGAGUGCUCAGCUGAGUUGAAAGCGCGAUCGUCGUCCUCGUCUACGCCAAGAAGAAGAAGACCGGUAGUGGUCUGUACGACAGGGAGCCAAAAGCAGGACAGUAAGCUACGUAUAUGUUGUACAGUGUGAUUCGCGGGAGAUAAGGAAGUCCCCCGUCCUACGUUCGAGUGUAUUCGUGUGUGUGAUAAGAAGCCAUCUUGGGAUUGUUUGGACUGAUUAUUUGAACUGUGAUCAACAUUCUCGAUCUGUGAGGAUCAAGUUGACUGAGUGGACAGGAGAGUGAUAACGAACAGCUGUGAUUAGAUAUUGGUUGUGAUCGACAUUCCGAGUAUUUGGCAGUGUUUUUUUUCAAGUAAAGUAUCGAUUUGUGUUGAGAGAGCAAGCAGAUCGGCAUUCGGUGAAUUGGAUGGUGAAAUUGGAACGGUACCAGAGGAGCGGUAUCUGCAGAGACGUGCCACAGGAAGGACAUUCACUGGUAGCGGAGCUGCGGAAAAGGCAGCUUGUUAGCCGGCAAGAUUCGUGCAAACUAGCGAACUUACUAUUCGAUCAGUGUGGAGAGUGCAACAGAAUGGCUUGCCUUCCACAGUCCGCCUUCGCAGUGCACAAACUGCGCAAACCCCAGAACGAGAAGGACCUCGCUGUGGCACGCCUCAGCACCGACAAGCAGGACGCACCACGCUACACGAACAACACGCUUGACCUCACACCGGUCAAGUACAGCGAUAAGCUGAUGAACAGCAUCUGGGGCCUGUACAAUCGCUACUCGCCGCACAACUUCAAGAAGAACAACGGCUCCAACGAGCAGUACUUUGGCAUGCAGCAGCCAUUCGCUGUUGCAUGCGCCGCUUCGGAGAUAGCCAACUCCGAGGCCAAGUACCGCCCGAACAAGAAGUGAAGUGUGAUCGAUCUCCAUACCGCGGUUGGGUGGAGCUACGUCAGGGAGAUCCAUGAACUGGUUGUGGAGUAGUAGUCACACUGGACGAGCUGUUUCGGGCCGUUAGUUCUAGCUGUGUAGAUUGUAGUGAUAUACUUAGCAUGUGGUACGAUGAUAUUAGAUUUUCGGCAAAUAGGGAUUCAAAAUUUAUUAAUUUACAAAUUAUUAUUAAUUGGGAUUAAUAGGCAUCUACUUUGACUGAAUAAAAUUGUUCGAAUUUAUGAUUAUAUUCAAUUAGGAUAACAAUUGGAAAACUUUAAA